CCACUCAGUGUACUGUAAUAAUCAUAUAGUUUACAUAUUCCGGCAAGUGUUUUUUUUUCAAACAUGUUCUGAUUUUCGAUUCUUUCAUCUAUGGAUGCUUGACCAACCAGUGUAACAAAGCAAACUUUGUGUGAAUAUGGGCACUGUUUUGAAUCUAGUGAACCCUCCUAAUACAUGCCAUCCACCUCCUCCAUGCUUACUGUCUCCAAGUAAUAAGUUUCCAUGGACAAAACCCUUUUUACCUGGUGUUUUUCUCGCUCGGCCUGUAACUCCGAUUCAGAGGUGUCAUGUUGUCAGGAGAAGAAGCCGUGUCUCUGCUUCCUUAAUGGGGAAUUUGGGUCGUCUGAGGAGGAAUUUACAAGAUGUAACGAGCAUGAACUAUUGGGUUGUGCGUGACUACUAUCGUCUUGUGCAAUCUGUUAAUGCCGUCGAACUACAGAUUCAAAGUCUUUCGGAUGAACAGCUGAAAGCUAAAACUUCAGAGUUUCGGGAAAGGUUAGCAAGAGGGGAGUCUCUAGCAGAUAUGCAAGCUGAGGCGUUUGCUGUUGUUCGUGAAGCUGCAAAGAGAACGAUUGGGAUGCGUCAUUUUGAUGUGCAGAUAAUUGGUGGAGGAGUGCUUCAUGAUGGAUCAAUUGCAGAGAUGAAGACAGGUGAAGGGAAAACACUAGUCUCUACAUUAGCUGCAUAUCUUAAUGCAUUAACUGGCGAGGGCGUUCAUGUGGUUACUGUGAAUGAUUACCUGGCCCAGCGUGAUGCAGAAUGGAUGGGUCGUGUUCACCGCUUCUUAGGCCUUUCAGUUGGUCUCAUUCAGCGAGGAAUGAAAGCUGAAGAGAGAAAAUUCAACUAUGGCUGUGAUAUAACAUACACCAAUAACUCGGAGCUUGGAUUUGAUUAUCUGCGAGAUAACCUUACUUCAAACAGUGAACAACUUGUGAUGAGAUGGCCAAAACCAUUUCACUUUGCAAUCGUUGACGAAGUGGACUCAGUCCUCAUCGAUGAAGGGAGAAAUCCUUUGCUAAUAAGUGGUGAGGCUAAUGAAAAUGCCGCACGAUAUCCAGUUGCUGCUAAAGUGGCUGAACUUCUCGUAAAAGAUGUUCAUUACAAAGUUGAAUUGAAAGAGAACUCAGUGGAACUCACGGAAGAAGGUAUAUCUCUUGCUGAAAUGGCUCUUGAGACCGGUGAUUUAUGGGACGAAAAUGAUCCAUGGGCCAGGUUUGUUAUGAAUGCUUUAAAAGCUAAAGAAUUUUACAAGCGUGAUGUCCAAUAUAUUGUGAGAAAUGGGAAAGCACUUAUAAUUAAUGAGUUGACCGGAAGAGUUGAAGAGAAAAGGAGAUGGUCGGAAGGAGUCCACCAGGCUGUGGAGGCUAAAGAAGGUCUCGAAAUUCAGGCUGAUUCAAUUGUUGUGGCCCAAAUAACCUAUCAGUCGCUCUUCAAACUAUAUCCAAAGCUCUCUGGGAUGACUGGGACAGCAAAAACAGAGGAAAAAGAGUUUUUGAAAAUGUUCCAGAUACCUGUUAUUGAAGUUCCUACAAAUUUGUCAAAUAUUCGAAUCGAUCUACCUAUUCAAGCUUUUGCAACUGCUCGAGGUAAAUAUGAAUAUGUUCGUCGAGAAGUUGAAGAUAUGUUUGGACAAGGUCGACCUGUUUUAGUAGGAACAACAAGUGUCGAGAAUUCUGAAUAUUUGUCAGCAUUGCUCAAAGAAUGGGGUAUUCCUCACAAUGUCCUGAAU
Molecule: messenger RNA, 1729 nt
Organism: Raphanus sativus (radish)
Lineage: Eukaryota; Viridiplantae; Streptophyta; Magnoliopsida; Brassicales; Brassicaceae
Product: protein translocase subunit SECA2, chloroplastic-like
Exons: 17
Biological process (GO): protein import; protein targeting
Cellular component (GO): chloroplast envelope; membrane
Molecular function (GO): ABC-type protein transporter activity; ATP binding
Source: RefSeq, a predicted model, not a curated record